CCAAAAGUGCGUUCCGUCAAGUUUAUCUUUCAGACUACCUGUCAACGUCUAAAAUGCUUUGUCAUGUUUCCGACUAUCUGACAACGUCCAAAAUAUUUCGCUAGUUGAUCUUUCAGACUAUCUGACAACAUCCGAAACGUUUCGCUAUAUUGUACAAUGAGGCAGACGUAUAAGUGAAAAUGAAACUUGUUCAAGAAAAGAUCAGUGGAACGAUGAAUUCGCAAAUGUACAGCUAUGUAUACUUGUUGUUGUGGACACAACACGUUUUCUCGGGAAUUCCGAGUAUCAAGCUCAAGCCUGCACACCACUACAUCGAGCAAGAAGAAUCCACAGAAUACAACUUUAUAGCAGGAGGAAAAUUAAUACUUCCGUGCGAUAUCACCCCCCCUUCUCCAGACGACCGUGUGGUGCUCAUGUUGUGGUACCAGGGAACCUCGGGAUAUCCUAUCUUCAGUGUGGACGCGAGAUACCGCGAAUCUAUAGCUUUAGCAGUGCAUACUUUGCUUCAGAACCAUGCCUCUCGAAUUACCUUAAAUAUCACGGAAAGAAAAGCCUUUCUCGUCAUAGAACCAGUGAAGGAGGAAGACGCUGGUGAAUACAGAUGUAGACUGGAUUACCUAAGGGGACGCACCGUCCGCCGCAGCCAUAUGGUUAAUAUUAUUG
Messenger RNA from Limulus polyphemus (Atlantic horseshoe crab), 663 nucleotides. RefSeq lists its product as uncharacterized. The transcript has 3 exons. The record is from RefSeq and is a predicted model, not a curated record. The annotation marks the transcript as partial. NCBI's taxonomy places the organism in Eukaryota, Metazoa, Arthropoda, Merostomata, Xiphosura, Limulidae.